Molecule: messenger RNA, 1419 nt
Organism: Copidosoma floridanum
Lineage: Eukaryota; Metazoa; Arthropoda; Insecta; Hymenoptera; Encyrtidae
Product: acyl-CoA Delta-9 desaturase-like
Biological process (GO): unsaturated fatty acid biosynthetic process
Cellular component (GO): endoplasmic reticulum membrane
Molecular function (GO): iron ion binding; stearoyl-CoA 9-desaturase activity
Source: RefSeq, a predicted model, not a curated record
GUGUGCGUGAAGUAAACAAGUCGGGAGACAAAAAAUUGCCUUUGUUUUCUUGUUUGUCAACUCAAGACUAAAAUUUAUCGUUAUGGUAGCGCAACUGUGCUCGAUAACUCAAAAAAUCAUAAAAAUUUUAAGACCAAAAGCACUUUUCUCCAAGUAUGAAAUAAAAUGGACCAACGUCGUUUUGAUCACUUUGUUCCACUUGGUUGCUCUUUACGGGCUCUUGACGUUUCCCUACAUUCAAAAGUACAAAACUGUACUUUUUGCGUUCAUCUUGACGUUGAUCGCGGGUUUUGGUGUCACCGGUGGUGUCCAUCGAUACUGGACCCACAAGGCUUACAAGGCCAAAUUACCCCUGAAAAUUAUCCUCGUUUGCUGCUACACGUUGGCUGGUCAGAAUUCCAUAUACGAUUGGGUAAGGGACCAUCGAAUCCACCAUAAAUUCACUGAAACUGAUGCAGAUCCUCACAAUAGCAAGCGCGGCUUUUUUUUUUCACACGUUGGCUGGCUUUUCAUCAAAAAGCAUCCAGACGUUAUUGAAAAAGGAAUUCAGAUGGACAUGAGCGACAUCGAGAACGAUCCGAUCGUCAAUUUUGCCAACAAGCACUUUACGAAAUUGAAAUUGUUAUUUGCAUUCGUGUCAGUAGCGGUUCCAGUGUACGUUUGGAAUGAGUCUUGGUACUACUCUGCAAUGGCCCAACUUGUGAGAUUCAUAUACACCAGCAAUGUUACCUGGUCUGUCAAUAGUUUGGCACACAUUUGGGGCACGAAACCUUACAAUAAGAACAUUGCACCCGUGGAAAAUUCUUUCGUCACGUAUAUAACCAAUGGCGAAGGCUGGCAUAAUUUUCAUCACGUGUUUCCAUUUGACUACAGGUGUCCAGAAUUUGCAGGAAGACAUGACCCAACGGCAAAAGUAAUUGAAAUAUUUGCGAAAAUCGGAUGGGCGUACGAUCUUAGAAAAACAAAAGACUCAAUGAUCACAAGUACUUUAAUGAAACAUGGAGAUGAAACAAUAAAAAGCCAAUUAUCUUGAUGGUUUUUUGAAGUUACACUUCUAUAGGCGCAUUAUGAGUGAGGGUAAAUCAACGAUCUCAGAUUUUAAGAUUUUGACCUUGAGAAAAAGUGUGACGGAAGUGGAUUUUCCUUGAUUAUUCCCCUUCCCCUCGCCACCCAUGACAUACUUCCGGUUUCCUCUACACCACACGACAUCACCACACCACACACUUUGAAUUUUAUAAAUUUUAUUUCUUUUAAUUAAUUCUAAAAGAAAAGAAAAAAAAUAACAGUCUCCACAGAGAUUUGAAUCCCCAACCUUCUGCACGCUGGUCAAUGAGCGUAUAGUUCGUUGCUUAUUUUUAAUGUAAAUUUUUAUUUAUUGUGUAUUCAUUCAUUUGGUUUGAUUAUACAUUAAAUGAAUAG